Molecule: messenger RNA, 411 nt
Organism: Peronospora matthiolae
Lineage: Eukaryota; Oomycota; Peronosporomycetes; Peronosporales; Peronosporaceae
Source: the annotation of a GenBank genome assembly
AUGGAAAUGAGCAGCACCGAGCUUCGCACUCAAGAUGUGGUGAGAGUCCUGACGAAUGAGCAUGCCAAGCGUCAAGGAGAAAAAGGGACAACGACAGCGACUACGGUGAAGGCUGAAGAUGCAAGCAAGGCAUUCAGCGCCGAGCGUGAGCCCUACCAAUGCACGUAUUGUGGCAAGGUGGGACACACGGUGGAUCGUUGCUGGACAAAGCAGAAGAACGAAGGUCGGGGAGCCCGACGCGGCGGCAAUGGUCGUGGACGCGAGGCUAACAAUGUCCAGUGGGGACAUCAUGAUGUUGACGGUCAUCGGUUUUCUACCAGUAUUGGUAACCGUGACCGAUCCAAUCCGAACCGCCUGUUCAGCUUAGUAUUUUACGACGUAGUUCUUACGGUAAUUACCAUAGUUGAUUAG